AUGUCGGAGCCGGAGCACCUGGGCGGGAAGCGGGCCGAGUCGGCGCGGCUGCGGCGGGCCGAGCAGCUCCGGCGCUGGAAGGGCUCCCUGACGGAACAGGAGCCGGUGGCGGCGGGGGGCGGCCGGGGCCGGCAUCGCGGCGCCGGGGGGACCCGCGUCCGUUUCGAGGAGGGCGCCGUCUUCCUGGCCGCCUGCUCCAGCGGGGACACCGAGGAGGUGAAGCGGCUGCUGGGCCGCGGCGCCCGCAUCAACACCACCAACGUGGACGGGCUGACAGCCCUGCACCAGGCCUGUAUAGAUGAGAACCUGGACAUGGUGAAGUUCCUUGUAGAAAAUGGAGCCAAUGUGAACCAGCAGGAUAAUGAGGGCUGGACCCCUCUCCACGCAGUGGCAUCGUGUGGCUACCUCAACAUAGCAGAGUACUUAAUUAGUCAUGGAGCCAACGUGGCUGCUGUGAACAGCGAAGGAGAAGUCCCCUCUGACAUCGCAGAGGAAGCAGCCAUGAAGGACCUGCUGCUGGAACAAGUGAAGAAACAAGGUGCAGACCUAGACCUGGCCAGGAAGGAGGAGGAGCAGCAGAUGCUGCAGGACGCUCGGCAGUGGCUGAACAGUGGCAGGAUUGAGGACGUGAAGCAGCCCCGGACAGGCGCCACGGCUCUGCACGUGGCUGCAGCCAAGGGCUAUGCAGAAGUCAUGAGGCUCCUGAUCCAGGCUGGCUUUAACCUCAACGUGCAGGACAACGACGGCUGGACCCCGCUGCAUGCUGCUGCCCACUGGGGGGUGAAGGAAGCUUGCUCCAUCCUGGCUGAGGCUCUGUGUGACAUGGACAUCAGGAACAAGCUGGGGCAGACCCCAUUCGACGUGGCUGAUGAGGGACUGGUGGAGCAUCUGGAAAUGCUGCAGAAGAAGCAGAGUGUGCUGCGGAGUGAGAAGGAGACGAGGAACAAGCUGAUAGAAGCAGACAUGAAUGGCAAGCCUCAGAGCAGGAUCUUCACCAGCAAAGAGAAGAUCCUCUAUGAGGAGGAGACACUGAAGUCCAUGGAAAUGGAGGAAGAGAACAAGGACUCCAGCAGUUCUAGUUCUGAAGAAGAGGAGGAAGCUGAAGAUGAAGUUUCGGAAUCAGAUACUGAAAAGGAGUCAGAAAGGAAGGAAGAGACCUUUGACAACCACUCCAGCCAUGAAACCAGGCCUAGCAUCACUGAGCAAAUACCAGCACCUGAGCCCAACUCCUUCACUGCAUCUGCCAGAAGAUUCAGCUGGCUCAGCAAGGCAGAGGAGCAGAAGGAUGAGUCCCCUUCCUCCUGGCGGCUGGGGCUGCGCAAGACCGGCAGCCACAACAUGCUGAGCGAGGUGGCUGCCACCCGAGAGGCACAGAGGGAGAAGACCUCCUCCAUCUACCGCUCCUCCUCCAGCCCUCGGAUCUCUGUGCUCCUCGACAACAAAGAGAAGGAUAAAGACAACAAGAGCUACCUUGCCACCAUAGCCCCCAGAAGAUUGAGCAGCACAAGUGAUAUAGAAGAGAAAGAAAACAGAGAAUCUGCUGUGAACCUGGUGCGCAGCGGCUCCUACACGCGGCCACCCUGGAGGGACGAGCCCAAGGCACAGGACCCUCCUCACUCUGGGGCUCCCACCACCUAUGUCUCGACCUACCUGAAAAGUGCUUCAUUUGGUAGAAGUAGUGACCUCAGCAGUCCCUACAUUUCAGCCAGUCGCAGUACAUCUCUAGCUACCUCACCCACUGCCAUUGCCUCAUCUACCUCCCUGGGCACCCCGUGGCAACCUGUCUCUUCCUGCCCCACAGCUCCCGGCGCGAGCACUGCGGCAGCCUCCCGCCAGCACUGCAGAGCCCCUUUCAGGCAACAAACUGAUUCUGCUGUAGAGAAAACCCCAGAGGGCAUCUCUGCUAGCAGCCCUCUGGGUGUAAUCACAAACUGCGCCAGGCUGGGCUCUGCCAACGGUGUGGCGAAUGCCGGCGCCGCUGCCAGCCCAGGGAAGGACCCAGCUGAGGAGGCCAGGGAGCGCCGAAGGUCAUACCUGACUCCGGUGCGGGAUGAGGAGGCAGAGUCCCUGCGGAAGGCUCGGUCCAGGCAGGCUCGGCAGACACGCAGGUCCACGCAGGGUGUGACACUGACAGACCUCCAGGAGGCAGAGCGAACCUUCAGCCGGUCGCGGGCGGAGCGCCAGGCGCAGGAGCAGCCCAGCGAGAAGGGAGAGAGCACAGAGCCCGCCCCGGACGGCGGCGACAGGCAGGAGGGUCGGGCACGCUGGAGCAGGAACACCGAUGAGGAGAACAUCUACCGGCGGCUGAGGUGCCCGGCCCAGGCAGACAAACCAACCACACCUGUGUCCCCCUCCACCUCAGCACCUCUCCUCUACACAAGCUCCUACCUGACUCGAACAAAUAAGUACCUAGGUCUUGACUCUGUGAACCCAGCAGACUUCAGAGGUACAGCCACAGAGAUGGAGAAGAAUGAGUGUGAAGAUCAGGACUCUGAGGACAGGUCCCUGAGCAAACAGUCGAUCCGGGAGCGGCGGCGGCCCAAGGAGAGGCGAAGAGGCACUGGCAUCAUCUUCUCCACAAAGGAUGAUGAAGAUGAAGUGGAUGGGAAUGAGGAGGUGAAGGAGGCUCGGCAUGAAAGACUUUCCAGGUUGGAAGCAGCUACAAACCCCACCAGCAGUGAGUCCUCCUACAGCGACCGUGCCUCCAGCCGCUCCAGUGCCUACAGCCGCAGGGAGAAUCGCCUGUCCGCCCUCAGCAGCCGAGCAGAGGAGGAGAGCAACAGGGACUACAAGAAAUUGUAUGAAAGUGCCCUGGCUGAAAAUCAGAAGCUGAAGUCAAAACUGAAGGAAGCUCAGCUUGAGCUGGCUGAGAUCAAAACCAAGCUGGAAAAAGCAGCCCAGCAGAAGCAGGAGAAGACCUCCGACCGGUCCAGCAUGCUGGAGAUGGAGAAGAGGGAGAAGCGAGCCCUGGAGCGGAAACUCUCUGAGAUGGAAGAGGAGAUGAAGAAUCUCCACCAGCUCAAACAGAUUCACACUCUGAGGCAGAUGAAUGAGCAACUGCUGGCUGAGAACAGAGCUCUGACCCGGGUGGUGGCCAGACUCUCUCUGCCUGCCAAGCCCUCGGAAUCAGAGGAGCUGUAG
Indicator indicator is the source of this 3141-nucleotide messenger RNA. RefSeq names its product protein phosphatase 1 regulatory subunit 12B (gene PPP1R12B). Bases 1 to 3141 code for a protein of 1046 amino acids. The record is from RefSeq and is a predicted model, not a curated record. The transcript is spliced from 25 exons. Lineage: Eukaryota; Metazoa; Chordata; Aves; Piciformes; Indicatoridae. Gene Ontology annotation, biological process: signal transduction. Gene Ontology annotation, cellular component: A band; cytoplasm; Z disc. Gene Ontology annotation, molecular function: enzyme inhibitor activity; phosphatase regulator activity; protein kinase binding.